Symbiodinium necroappetens is the source of this 1317-nucleotide messenger RNA. The record is from the annotation of a GenBank genome assembly. NCBI's taxonomy places the organism in Eukaryota, Dinophyceae, Suessiales, Symbiodiniaceae.
AUGAGCCGCGCAUUGGUCCUGAGCUUCUUCCUGGUGGCGGCUCGCAUCCAAGCGACGCGUACCUUGGAGGGUCGUGGCGGGACCAUGCAAGAUAUGGAGGUGAUCAGGGCGGUGGGCAACUCUGUGAAGGAGCAGCAUGCCAGUGACGCUCGCGUGAGAGAUGCCGUCGAUAAGGUCCGCAACAAUGCCGUGCAACUCAUCAAAGAGAUCGAUGAUGCUGCCAAGAGCGGCAGCGAUUGGGAGUUUUGCGGUUUUCCCACAGUCUGCAAGGGCGCGACGCCUCAAUGCUGCAAGUACUGGAUGGGGGCCGUGCAAGACUAUCUCUAUACUUGCGACCCCAACGACCAUUCUGUCAACGUGCUUGAGCGUGCCUUCAUGGAUGCCUUCCACACCUCCGUGUCGCGGGCGGCAGGAGAUUCGCUGGACUGCCAGGGUGAGAACGCCAACUUCUGGAACUCGGUGAAAGUGGCCUCAGCUUCAAUCAACAUCAGCCACACCUAUGGGCAGGCAGGGAGCUACGUCUCCAAAGAGUUGGCGGAAGCCCUGGUGCGGAGGACCCUGGCCUGGAGAGACGUCCCUGGCCAGUGGGACAAGGACAAGAAGCUCUGCCCCGAGGGUGCCAUCGCGGCCAUCGACCUGGUGAUCGGUAUCCUCGACGAAGACCACGGGCGCGACACAGCUGUGCAGGUGUACCAGAAGCGCCUUGACCUUGCGGCUGUCAGACCACAUGGCGCUCACGCAGAGGCUGUACCCUGGAGGACGCAGGAUCUGGCAAUCGAGCACGUUCCAAGGCUUCUGGGACUGGAGGACAGCCACAGUUGCCAUGGAAGCAACAUCAAGAUCUUCAUCUACCGCCUGCCGCAGUUUACGCACAUGCUGAAGCCACUGCUGCGCUGUGCGCAAAAGAUGCCACAAUGCACGGCCUCUGUACACAUCCACCGUUGGCUCGAGAGCGGCAGCUGUCUGACGGAGGAUCCCGACUCCGCUGACCUCUUCUUUCUGCCGGCGUAUGAGGCAUGCUACAAUGAGACCGCUUGCGCGGCGGCAGACGACACUGAGAGGUGCUGGCCGAACGAUUUUGAUCCCCUCUCCCUGCCCUACUUUUCGCGUCGCGGCGGGCAGGACCACAUGUUCCUCUUUGCCUGCAACCUCUUGCCUUUCAUGGACUCCAUCAUGAUAAGAGCAAGGACCUGUAGCAGCCGGCAGGGUUCGCAUGUUCGUGCUAUUGUCGGGAAGGUAUCCUGCGAGCGGCGAGUGCUUCUAAAUCCUCGACCAAGAAUCCUAAGCCAUAGACGAGACGAGCUCCCUAAACCCUAA